Molecule: messenger RNA, 338 nt
Organism: Trypanosoma conorhini
Lineage: Eukaryota; Euglenozoa; Kinetoplastea; Trypanosomatida; Trypanosomatidae
Exons: 1
Source: RefSeq, a predicted model, not a curated record
UGCGUUUUACGACAACCGACGUUGGCUGUGCGCCCACAGAACGAGGAGGAAAUGCACUUACGCAUACCACAAUGUCUGGCACUGCGGUGAUGUGGGACUCGAUGUUGGAGAGUACAUCCAUACCCACUAAAACCCCCUUGUGCCGCUUGCGCGGCUGUUCGGAGAUGAAAACCUGCGGGCGCAGGCCAACGGCGGAGAGCACGUUGUCUGAUGGAGGGUCUCCGUUCGAUGCCCUAACUCCAUCGAAGCAUCUGUGCAUUUUGACCUACCCGCAUCCCCACUCCCACUACAGGAGCAAGAUAAUGAUGCGAAACGGUUCCCCUUGGACAGGGUACUAG